Molecule: messenger RNA, 1377 nt
Organism: Penicillium mononematosum
Lineage: Eukaryota; Fungi; Ascomycota; Eurotiomycetes; Eurotiales; Aspergillaceae
Gene: ppt1
Product: protein serine/threonine phosphatase PPT1
Exons: 6
Coding region: 1-1377 (458 amino acids)
Cellular component (GO): nucleus; cytosol
Molecular function (GO): protein serine/threonine phosphatase activity; protein binding
Source: RefSeq, a predicted model, not a curated record
AUGGCUACCGAUCAAGAAGUGGCCACUGCGCUCAAGGUGCAGGGAAACCAGGCCUUUGCUCAGCACGACUGGCCUGUCGCAGUCGACUUUUAUACCCAGGCUAUUGCCAAAUUUGACAAGGAUCCAUCCUUCUUCUGCAACCGGGCCCAGGCUCAAAUUAAGCUUGAAGCCUUCGGCUUUGCUAUUGCGGAUGCCACCAAGGCAAUUGAAUUGGAUCCCAACUAUGUGAAGGCCUACUGGAGACGUGCCCUAGCCAAUACUGCCAUUCUAAGCUACAAGGAGGCCUUGAAGGACUUCAAGGCUGUGGUUAGACGCGAACCGGCCAACCAUAAUGCCAAGCUGAAGGCUGCCGAGUGUGAGAAGCUCGUGCGCCGCAAAGAUUUCGAGCGGGCCAUCGAGAUCUCUGACCCGCCUUCUGCUUUUGCGGAUUUGGACAUCGAUGCUAUCAAUGUCGAGGACGGUUAUGAUGGUGUGCGCCUUGGCGAGGAAAUGUCGCAGGAGUUCAUCGAUGAUAUGAUUGAGCGCUUUAAGAACGGAAAGAAGAUCCAUCGCAAAUAUGUCUUCCAAAUCAUCAAGGCUGUUAAGGAUCUUGUAUACAACGAGCCUACCAUGGUCGAAAUCGGCGUGGAAUCGGGAAAGAAGCUGACAGUCUGCGGUGAUACGCACGGCCAAUACUUUGAUUUGCUCGAGAUUUUCCGACGAAACGGUGCCCCCUCCGAUACCCAUGCUUACCUCUUCAACGGUGACUUCGUUGACCGUGGCUCCUGGUCCUGCGAAAUCGCACUGCUGCUCUAUGCAUACAAGUGGUUGCGUCCCAACGGUCUUUUCCUUAACCGUGGAAACCACGAGACGGAUGAUAUGAAUAAGGUCUACGGCUUCGAAGGCGAGUGCAAGGCUAAAUAUAACGAGCGGGUCUUCAAGGUGUUCUCCGAGUCCUUCUCGGCUCUGCCUCUGGCCACCUUGAUUGAUGAUAUCCGCAAGCUCAACCGCCACAACCAACGGCAGCCUGGCCAAGCGGGCCUGAUGAUGGAGAUGCUCUGGACAGACCCGCAGACCGAGGCUGGCCGCGGCCCCAGCAAGCGUGGUGUCGGUCUCCAAUUUGGCCCUGAUGUCACUAAGCGCUUCUGUGAAAACAACGGCCUGGAGGCUAUCAUUCGCUCCCAUGAGGUGCGGAUGGGCGGUUACGAGGUUGAACACGAUGGUCGUUGCAUCACUGUCUUUUCUGCUCCCAAGUACUGCGAUGCGACUGAAAAUAAGGGUGCUUACAUCAACAUCGGCCCUGAACUCGAGCUUGCAUAUGAAGUAUUCGAGGCAGUACCACACCCCGAUAUCAAGCCGAUGGCAUACGCGAAUAACUCUAUUCUUUCGGGGAUGUGA